Messenger RNA from Rotaria socialis, 336 nucleotides. The record is from the annotation of a GenBank genome assembly. NCBI's taxonomy places the organism in Eukaryota, Metazoa, Rotifera, Eurotatoria, Philodinida, Philodinidae.
AUGCUUUUCUUUCGUCAUCGUGAUACGCCAUUACAUCAUUCACGCUUGAAUGAUCAAGAACGAUGUGUUCAUACUUGUCUUUUCUUUGCGUUUAUUAUACUCGUUGUUACCAUUGUUCUAUUUUAUUUUGCCGCAACUAAUAAAGGUCCCAGUGAUCAACGUCUUUAUUAUUAUGUAGGCGCUGGCAUUAGUCUUGCUUUUCUUCUAUUGAUUAUAUUAUGUACAAUAUUUUAUGUUCAACAAGUCUAUGGUUGUCCAUUAUCUUCUACGCGUCAACAAGAAACUAUAUCUGAUAAUGAAUAUGAAAGUUCAAGACAUUCAAAUUAUCAUGCAUAA